Molecule: messenger RNA, 4403 nt
Organism: Oncorhynchus gorbuscha (pink salmon)
Lineage: Eukaryota; Metazoa; Chordata; Actinopteri; Salmoniformes; Salmonidae
Gene: rnf150b
Product: ring finger protein 150b
Exons: 6
Coding region: 357-1661 (434 amino acids)
Source: RefSeq, a predicted model, not a curated record
GGACCCAUUAACGUUUAUAACCAAACUAACUUUAUAAUGUCUUUGCAGAGUGUCCACAUGAUCGCUGGUUACCGUUUCCUCGCGGUUGCCGGAAACAACCUUUUUUUUGUUUUGUUGAUUUGAGGUUUUGAAAAAGGAAGUGUGUGUUUUUUCCCCCCCUUCGGCUUUCUGCAACCCUACAUUAAGUAGCUAAUAGAGGAGGAGGUGUGUUUACACACACACACACAGAGAGCGAGAGACCGGGGGGUGGAUGGAAAACAACCCGUUCGUUAUGGCGUAACUAACUAACAGUAUCUAGUUGUAGGUGUGGACGGUACUGCAGACAGAGAUCAUAAUAAACCCAGAUAGUUCUGAUCAUGUCGUUGAUGCAGGCCUGCCGCAGUUUAGCCCUAUCUACAUGGCUCCUGACGUUUUGUUUCGUUCACCUCCUCUGUUUGGACUUUACCGUCGCCGAGAGAGAGGAGUGGUACACCGCUUUCGUUAAUAUCACCUACAUUGAUCCGGUCACCUCUGAAGUCCGCACGGAGAAAGCAGAAUACGGUCGAUACGGGGAACACUCGCUUAAACGCGACGCAAAAGGAGUCGUGGUACUUCCUUCUCUCUCUCAGGAUAGACAAGCCUGUGAUCCCGGUACCCGGUUCUCUGUUCCGGUCCAAGGCAGUGCGUGGAUAGCCCUGAUUGCCAGGGGAAACUGCACAUUUAAAGAUAAGAUAAGACACGCAGCGAGCCAAAACGCCUCGGCCAUCGUUAUAUUCAACGUUGGAUCCAGCAACUCCAAUGAUACAAUCACCAUGCCACAUUCAGGUAUGGGUGACGUGGUUGCCAUCAUGAUCCCCGAGCCUAAAGGUCGUGAGGUCGCUGCUCUGCUGGAGCGGAACGUCACGGUAACCAUGCACAUCACCAUAGGAACGCGUAACCUCCAGAAGUACGUGAGCAGGACGUCGGUGGUGUUCGUCUCCAUCUCCUUCAUCAUCCUGAUGAUCAUCUCUCUGGCCUGGCUCGUCUUCUACUAUAUACAGAGGUUCAGAUACGUCAACGCACGAGACCGCUACCAGAGGCGUCUGGGAGAUGCAGCUAAGAAGGCCAUCAGUAAGCUGCAGGUCAGGACCAUCAGGAAGGGAGACGGGGAGACGGAGUCAGACUUUGAUAACUGUGCCGUGUGUAUCGAGGGUUACAAGCCAAACGACGUGGUCAGGAUACUACCCUGCAGACAUCUGUUCCAUAAGAACUGUGUGGACCCUUGGCUGCUGGACCACAGGACCUGUCCCAUGUGUAAGAUAGACAUCCUCAAAGCCCUGGGCAUCGCUUUAAAUGCAGACGGUCUGGAUGACCUGCCCUUGGACUAUGAGAUGGUGGGUGGGGUGGGGGUGGAGGGUCUGGUCCUGGAGGCUGUGGUGUCGGCAGGAUCCAGUGACGGGACCCUCAGUGAGGGGGGGUCGGUGGUUCUAGACCCGGGGAUGCGGAGGGUGGGGCUACCCCAAGACUACCACGACCCAGACCCUCUGAGGGACAGUCCCAUUACUGUUACUACUGAUACCCACACAGGUGAACUCCUGCCCGUGACGAGCAGUGCGUCCCUGGUGUUCGCUGUAGAAACAGGGCAGUCGGACGAAGACCUUUCACUGGAACAAUCAGCCCCUGCUGGGGACAACAAGUCCUGAGACCCGGGCCACACCAGGACCAGAACAAGGUCUUACCGGGGUGAGUCUGGGUUACCUUGGUUCUGUAUUGUCUUGACUAUACUUGGGACAAAUCUAACUUGGGACAGAGGACAGAGACAUACCUGUAGGCUGGAUAGACCUGCCUGGAAUGGGCCUACCUGGAUAAACCUGCCUGGAAUGGGACUACCUGGAUAAACCUACCUGGAAUGGGCCUACCUGGAUAAACCUGCCUGGAUUGGGCCUACCUGGAUAAACAUACCUGGAUUGGACCUACCUGGAUAAACCUACCUGGAUUGGGCCUACCUGGAUAAACCUACCUGGAUUGGGCCUACCUGGAUAAACCUACCUGGAUUGGGCCUACCUGGAUAAAUCUAUGUGGAUUGGGCCUACCUGGAUAAAUCUACAUGGAUUGGGCCUACCUGGAUAAAUCUACCUGGAUUGGGCCUACCUGGAUAAACCUACCUGGAAUGGGCCAGCCUGGAAUGGGCCUACCUGGAUAAACCUACCUGGAAUGGGCCAGCCUGGAAUGGGCCUACCUGGAUAAACCUACCUGGAAUGGGCCUACCUGGAUAAACCUACCUGGAGUGGGCCUACCUGAAAUGGGCCUACCUGGAUAAACUUACCUGGAAUGGGCCUACCCGGAUAAACCUACCUGGAAUGGGCCUACACUGAUAAACAUACCUGGAUAAACCUACCUGGAUAAACCUACCUGGAAUGGGCCUACCCGGAUAAACCUACCUGGAUAAACCUACCUGGAAUGGGCCAGCCUGGAAUGGGCCUACCUGGAAUGGGCCUACCCGGAUAAACCUAGCUGGAAUGGGCCUACCUGGAUAAACCUAGCUGGAAUGGGCCUACCUGGAUAAACCUACCUGGAAUGGGCCAGCCUGGAAUGGGCCUACCCGGAUAAACCUACCCGGGUAAACCUAGCUGGAAUGGGCCUACCUGGAUAAACCUAGCUGGAAUGGGCCUACCUGGAUAAACCUACCUGGAAUGGGCCAGCCUGGAAUGGGCCUACCUGGAAUGGGCCUACCCGGAUAAACCUACCCGGAUAAACCUAGCUGGAAUGGGCCUACCUGGAAUGGGCCUACCCGGAUAAACCUACCCGGAUAAACCUAGCUGGAAUGGGCCUACCUGGAUAAACCUAGCUGGAAUGGGCCUACCUGGAUAAACCUAGCUGGAAUGGGCCUACCUGGAUAAACCUACCUGGAAUGGGCCUACCUGGAUAAACCUAGUUGGAUAAACCUAGCUGGAAUGGGCCUACCUGGAUAAACCUAGCUGGAUAAACCUAGCUGGAUAAACCUAGCUGGAUAAACUUACCUGGAAUGGGCCUACCCGGAUAAACCUACCUGGAAUGGGCCUACCCGGAUAAACCUACCUGGAAUGGGCCUACCCGGAUAAACCUACCCGGAUAAACCUAGCUGGAUAAACCUAGCUGGGUAAACCUACCUGGAAUGGGCCUACCCGGAUAAACCUAGCUGGAUAAACCUAGCUGGAUAAACCUACCUGGAAUGGGCCUACCCGGAUAAACCUACCUGGAAUGGGCCUACCCGGAUAAACCUAGCUGUGAGUGAUUCCAGAUGAAACCAGGACAAAAAAGAGCCACAUUUGUGGGAUUUUCUGGAAAUUGUAUCCAUAGAAUGGUCCUUUUUGGAGGAACGAUUAUUGACAUAUUGUACGUUUUUUACAUUUUGUAUCUAAAGCAUAAUAAAAGUACUAAUCAAAUGUGGCAUAUUUCUGACAUUUUGACCUUACCCAGUCCUCCUGGGAGACUCCAUAGUGUUCAAUCUGUAGGUGCUACAAAGCAACAAUUGGUGUGUUUUGUAAUAUGAGUCGUACCUACCCGGAUAAACCCCAUAUGGGAUGGGACACCAUGUAUAGUGUACGCUAGAGAUUCAACUCUGUGGCCUUGCCUACGUAGAGAAUAGACUCAGACCUGGUUAUGGAGCGAUCUGACUGUUUAGUUCCUGUCACCUGGUGGGGUAUUCUGUGUGUCAAUGGGGAGGUUCCUGUCACCUGGUGGGGUAUUCUGUGUGUCAAUGGGGAGGUUCCUGUCACCUGGUGGGGUAUUCUGUGUGUCAAUGGGGAGGUUCCUGUCACCUGGUGGGGUAUUCUGUGUGUCAAUGGGGAGGUUCCUGUCACCUGGUGGGGUAUUCUGUGUGUCAAUGGGGAGGUUCCUGUCACCUGGUGGGGUAUUCUGUGUGUCAAUGGGGAGGUUCCUGUCACCUGGUGGGGUAUUCUGUGUGUCAAUGGGGAGGUUCCUGUCACCUGGAGCCCUGGAAAUGUUUCACAAUAAGAGUUCUGAUCUCACACACUGAGCAGUAUGGAAUCAACAGCACCUUUUUGUGAAUCUAUAAACCACAUUUCUAAAACUACUAUUUUGAAACAGAACUUCCAAGAACUGAAGCCUAUAUGACGGGGACAUUUUAUUUUGAAAAUGCCUCAAAGACUUCUGGGAGAUGUAGUCAGUGAACUGCGCACUGUCUUCCCUUUACUAUACUUAGGCUUUUCUGUCUGGGCUGACACGGCCUCUACUACUGGUAACCAUGGAUAAGGUCACACCACUACAUAUUGCAGCAUGGUUGUAGUAAAUGCUAUUUUUAAAGAUGAACGUCAGUAUUCUCUCCUUCAGUCUACCUGUGUAUAUUCAAUGGUCAUAUAUCUGGAAGAAGUACGUUCUUUUAUCCUCCGUCCGUCCGUCUAUAUCUGUACGAUGAUCUCACAGUAAAGCGUUGUUUUAUUUUC